Messenger RNA from Mauremys reevesii (Reeves's turtle), 926 nucleotides. RefSeq names its product chromosome 21 C1orf158 homolog (gene CFAP107). The coding region runs from base 182 to 868 and encodes 228 amino acids. NCBI's taxonomy places the organism in Eukaryota, Metazoa, Chordata, Testudines, Geoemydidae. The record is from RefSeq and is a predicted model, not a curated record. The transcript has 4 exons.
GGGGAGUUCCACACAUUAACUAGCUCGCCCUGCACACAAGCAGAGGGAAGCAUAGAUCUCGUUCUGCCUGAUCUCUCCGCUGCAUGAACACAGAACCACCAUUCACAUCCCAGAAGGGGAAGGGCAGAGGAGGCAUUGAUUCUACAGGAGUGGACGGGAAAGGGUGCUGCUGAGACCUAGAAUGCUUACAUCUCAGAGGGAUGUGCAGGAAUCGUACCUUCCCAGCUGGAAAAUAAAACCAGAGUACUCCACGAAAGUGCUCAUUGGAAACUGGUUGGAAGAGAGGAAAAGGUUUACAAAAGACAUUGGGAAACCCAGCAACAGCAUCUAUGGGACUGACUUUAUUCGCUUCCCUGGCCACAGAACAGAUCGAACAGUGAGGAGAACCAUUAUGAAGAAACUUGAUGGCCUGCCAAAGCAGCAUCUGUUUACGCAUCAUGAAGAACCGAGCAACCGAAAUUUAGUAACUCAUUACGAUGAUCAUUACAACAGACAUGGCUAUAAUCCUGUGUUGCCUCCGCUCCGCAGAUGGAAUGGACAAAAGCUAGCCUGGCUUCCGGAGAAAUCAGAUUUCCCCAUUUUCGAACCACCCACCAACUAUGGCCUUUUUGAGCAACUAAUGAAAAAAUGGACCCACCAAGAGGCUGGAGUGAUGAACAGUGUCUACACUGUUUCUUAUGAGAUGCCGCCUGUUUCUGCUUUUGCCGUUCGCCGACGUCCGGUCACAAAUUGCCACCGGCUCCCCCGUGAUGGGCAGCGUCUUCCCCACAGCCUCAGUGCAAGUCUGGAAUGUGACGGCGCACCAAAGUGCCUUCCUGUUUCCGAGCAGCCGGUCAGAGACACGGCAGCCAUUGGCGCCACGCUGUAGAGUGCUUAUUGCGAUACUCUCACUGCUAUUCAAAUACAGCAUGUUGCCCAAACACUAA